CUGCUGCAGUCUGACUACUACAACCUCACCAAGUUCUACGGCACCACGCGGCUGGACGCCAGGGUGUUUGCGGUGAUCGAGUGCUGCGAGCGAGGCUCUCUGCGGGGUGAGCGGGAGGUGUUGGACGACGCCAUCUCCUACCCCGACGGCACCUUCAUGGACUGGGAGUUUAAGAUCUCCGUUCUCUACGACAUCGCCAAGGGCAUGUCCUACCUGCACGCCAGCAAGGUGGAGGUGCACGGCCGGCUCAAGUCCACCAACUGCGUGGUGGACAGCCGCAUGGUGGUGAAGAUCACAGACUUCGGCUGCAACUCCAUCCUGCCGCCCAGGAAAGACCUGUGGACGGCUCCGGAGCACCUGCGCGGGGCGGGCGUGUCGCAGAAGGGGGACGUGUACAGCUUCGGGGUGGUGGGCCAGGAGGAUGAGACCUUCCACACGCUCAGCUGCCGCGAGCGCAAGGAGAAGAUUUUCCGAGUGGAAAACUACAACGGAGGGCAGCCCUUCCGCCCGGACCUGUUUCUGGAAACGGCUGAGGAAAAUGAGCUCGAAGUGUACCUGCUGAUCAAAAGCUGCUGGGAGGAGGACCCCGAGAGGAGGCCGGACUUCAAGAGAAUCGAGAGCACGCUCGCCAAGUUAUUUGGCCUGUUUCACGACCAGAAGAACGAGUCGUACAUGGACACGCUCAUCCGGCGCCUGCAGCUGUACUCUCGGAACCUGGAGCACCUGGUGGAGGAGAGGACGCAGCUGUACAAGUCUGAGCGGGACCGGGCCGACCGGCUGAACUUCAUGCUGCUCCCCAGGCUGGUGGUGCAGUCUCUGAAGGAGAAGGGCGUGGUGGAGCCGGAGCUGUACGAGGAGGUGACGGUGUACUUCAGCGACAUCGUGGGCUUCACCACCAUCUGCAAGUACAGCUCGCCCAUGGAGGUGGUGGACAUGCUCAAUGACAUGUACCGCAGCUUCGACCACAUCGUGGACCGCCACGACGUCUACAAGGUAGAAACCAUCGGCGACGCCUAUGUGGUGGCCAGUGGUCUGCCCCAGAGGAACGGCAACCGGCACGCGGUGGACAUCGCCAAGAUGGCCCUGGACAUCCUCAGCUUCAUGGGCACCUUCGAGCUGGAGCACCUGCCCGGCCUGCCGGUUUGGAUCCGCAUCGGCGUGCACUCGGGCCCCUGUGCUGCGGGAGUUGUGGGAAUCAAGAUGCCCCGCUACUGUCUGUUUGGAGACACAGUCAACACAGCCUCUAGGAUGGAGUCCACCGGCCUCCCCCUGAGGAUUCACAUGAGCAGCUCCACGGUGGCCAUCUUGAAGAGAACGCAGAGCCGGUUCCUGUACGAAGAGCGAGGAGAGACCUACUUAAAGGGCCGAGGGACGGAGACCACCUACUGGCUGACGGGCAUGAAGGACCAGGAGUACAACCUGCCGCCCCCUCCCACCGUGGAGAACCAGCAGCGCCUGCAGGCCGAGUUCUCCGACCUGAUCGUGAGCGCUCUGCAGCGGCGGCGGGCGGCCGGGCUGCAGCGGCCGAGGCCCCGGCGCGUGGCCAGCUACAAGGGCAGCGGGCUGGAGUACCUGCACCUCAGCACCCCCGACCAGCACGACACCUAUUUCUAG
This is a messenger RNA of Dipodomys spectabilis (banner-tailed kangaroo rat), 1614 nucleotides long. RefSeq names its product guanylate cyclase 2C (gene Gucy2c). The transcript is spliced from 13 exons. The record is from RefSeq and is a predicted model, not a curated record. Gene Ontology annotation, molecular function: guanylate cyclase activity; protein kinase activity; ATP binding. NCBI's taxonomy places the organism in Eukaryota, Metazoa, Chordata, Mammalia, Rodentia, Heteromyidae. Gene Ontology annotation, biological process: protein phosphorylation; cGMP biosynthetic process; receptor guanylyl cyclase signaling pathway. The annotation marks the transcript as partial.